This is a messenger RNA of Sungouiella intermedia, 927 nucleotides long. Lineage: Eukaryota; Fungi; Ascomycota; Pichiomycetes; Serinales; Metschnikowiaceae. The record is from the annotation of a GenBank genome assembly.
AUGGUCAAGAAAAUUACAACCAAAAGCCAAGUCGUGUCAUUAUUAGAGAAGUAUGACUAUUUCUUGUUCGAUUGUGAUGGUGUCAUCUGGCUUGGUGACCAUUUAUUACCCUCUGUUGUCGAGACCUUACAGCUAUUGAAGGACGCGGGAAAGAUUGUUAUUUUCGUCACCAACAACUCUACAAAGUCUAGGGAUGAUUACCUCCAUAAGUUUGAGAAGUUGGGAAUUCAAGGAAUCACCAAAGAUGAAGUGUUCGGAUCCUCCUAUGCUUCUGCGGUGUAUGUCGAUAAGAUUCUUAAGCUUCCUAAGGAUAAGAAAGUCUGGGUUUUAGGUGAAGCAGGCAUUGAAACAGAGCUCAAACAGUUAGGAUACAAUACACUUGGUGGGGCUGAUCCCGAUUUAAACUCAAAUGGUGUUGUUUUCAAUCCGGAACAUAAGCAGUUGAAUGAGUUGGACGACUCUGUUGGGGCUGUUGUAGCUGGGUUAACGUUGAACUUGAAUUAUCUCAAACUUUCCAUCACUAUGCAAUAUCUAUUAAAAGAUGAUAAAUCGAUUCCGUUCGUCGCUACAAACAUCGAUUCGACUUUCCCUUCGAAGGGUAAGCUCCUUAUCGGAGCAGGAUCAAUUAUCGAAACUGUUUCGUAUGCAAGUGGGAGACAACCUGAUGCUAUUUGUGGUAAACCAAACCAAUCCAUGAUGAACUCAAUUAAGGCCGACAACCCGGGUUUGGCUGAAGCGCCAGGGAGAGGUCUUAUGAUCGGUGAUCGUUUGAACACUGACAUGAAGUUCGGUCGUGAUGGCGGAUUAGACACAUUACUAGUGCUCACUGGCAUUGAAAAGGAGGAGACGGUCAAGUCAUUGGAUAGUUCUACCGCGCCCACUUACUAUGCCGAUAAGCUUGGUGAUCUCUUUGAACUUACCUGUUAG